Messenger RNA from Neurospora hispaniola, 1250 nucleotides. RefSeq lists its product as uncharacterized. The coding region runs from base 157 to 963 and encodes 268 amino acids. The record is from RefSeq and is a predicted model, not a curated record. The transcript has a single exon. Lineage: Eukaryota; Fungi; Ascomycota; Sordariomycetes; Sordariales; Sordariaceae.
UGCCAACGAUCGAAGCUUUAAGAAAAAGGGCCCAUCCACCCCCGUCCGGCUCCAGCGCCGUUGUUUAUUUAUCGUGGGUGGCCUCCGGACCUCUUCGAGGGUUCCCGGCCUGCUUUAUGCUCCAACAGAGGUCACACAUUAGCAUCUAUACACACCAUGGCUACUCAGCUGUCCUGUGACCGCCCGCACUCCCGUGUGAGCAUGGUAUCCAACCAGACAUAUCAUAGCUUCAACGACAUCGAAUCUCAUGAAUCCGAAGUCACCUCGCAACAAACCACCAUCGUCUGCCAUGCUCCUCUCUCAAAAACUCUUAGUGAGGACCGUCCUCCACCGCCCAUCCAGGAAAUGCGUCGCCAAGAUUCCGGCUACGCAUCUAUUCAACGCAAAGAAUCUCGCUCGUCGUGCCACCUAUCAUCUACCCUCUCGGCGCCUUCCACUUCAGCCAAGCGGCGCUCAAGACCAGCCGUCCAACGAUCCUCAACCGACACAAACCCCGGCACUCGCUCGAGCAAGAAAGCUGGCAAGACCGUCUCACAUCGUCGGUCUUACCAGUGUCGUCCAACCCAGUCUCAGCAGCCAGUGACGUACUUUGAGUUCCCUGUCUUCACCACCUCGAACCCCGAAUAUGCCAUCGACGAGGCCGAGGUGAAUGAGGACGAGUCCGCGCAGACACAUGUUCAUCCCCUACCACCGCAGACAACACACUAUUGGACCAGCGACUCUACCAGGAGGAUGGAAUAUGCGGCUAUCGAUGCUGCCAGCCGGGGCGUGCGCGGAUGGUUCAUGCGUCACAUUGUGCCAGAAUGCGUAGUGCCUCCCAGCAAGAGGCAUGUUGGAUUUGAGGACGACCGAGGCAGCGUGGUGCGGUACCGUCUGGACCUUGAGGAGGACGACGCAGAGAAAACUGAUGAUCGUAGUGAUCGGAGACGCAAGAGUUGGUGGCUCAGCAUAUUCAGGCGAUGAACAUUUCUGCCUGUGCCUCAACAACUUCGCCUUCCUACGGUCGAGAUAUCGACAUGGAGCACACACAUACACGAAAGAAGUGGCGCAUUUGCAUUUAUCGGUCAAAGCGGGCGUUAUCAGCAGCACUUUUCAGCAUCGAUUCGGCGACUAUCAUCCACCAACAGGCGUAUUAUACCCUUAAUUUGGCUUCAUGUAACUUUCAAGCAUUUUUAUCGACAUGCUGGCCGACGUCGAUAGUUCGGAUCGACCCCCUCAACUUUGUUUUUUUUGUGCAUCACAUCAUGGAG